AUGGGCUUCGCGACGCCGUCCUGCUUCGCCUCCCUGAGCCCUUACUUGCACCGGCACUACGCCCUCGUCGACGAGAUUGGCGUCGGCGGGUCCGGCUUCGUCCUCAAGGUCCGGCGCCGCAUCGACGGCGAGGUCCUUGCGCUCAAAGUCAUUGCCAAGGACCGCGUGCCGCGGCAGAACCUCGUCCGCACCGGGUCGUGGGGCUUUGUCCCGCACGGCUUUGACGAGCACGAGCACGGCGGCAUCGUCGUCCCGUCCGAGGCGUACGCGCUCAGGCGCCUCCAAGGUCACCGCGGCGUGUGCGGCUACAGUGACUUGUUCGCCGACGAGCUGUUCUACUACCUCGUCAUGGAGUACCACGGCGAGUCGUCGCAGGUCGCCAUCCACGACCACUCGGCGCUUCCCCCAACCCCUCCCAUCUCGCCCUCGUCCGCCUACGCUCCCCUCUCUCGCUCCGCCUCUGAGCAGCGCAGCGACGCACCGGCCUCGUCUAUGCGCCCGCCGCCACCGCCCAUGGUCCGCCGGGCGUCGUCCGACUUGUUCGACUGGGUCGAGCGGCAAGAGCAGUUUUCCGAGGCGCCCGCGCGCUACAUCUUCCACCAGCUCGCCAACACGGCGUGCGACCUCGCGAGCGUCGGCGUCUUGCAUCGAGACUGGAAGGACGAGAACAUCACGACCGACGAAAAGCUCACGGUCAAGCUCGUCGACUUUGGCUCGGUCGUCAUGUUUGACCCGUCAGGCCCGCCGCCGGUGCAAAACGAGAAGCGCUUCUACGGCACUUUUACCUACGCCGCUCCCGAGGUGUUCUCGAACGCGCCGUACCAGAUGCUGCCCGCCGAGGUGUGGAGCCUGGGCGUCCUCCUGCACGUCCUCCUCACGGGCGAGAACCCUCACCGCACACCCGAGGACGCCGUCGCCGGUCGCCGCAUCGCGACACGCACCGUCAUGAGCCCGUUGGCGACCGACCUGCUCAACCGGUGCCUUACGGUCGACGUCGAGUCGAGGAUCAAGCUCGACGAGAUCCGCCAGCACCCGUGGCUCGCCGGGCAGUGGGCCAUCUGACGAGCGAGCCGCCACUUUGUACCACCUCGAGCAUAGACACUUCCUCUCCCUCCAGCAUUGUUGCCAAUCCUAGCCCAUCAUCCUC
Rhodotorula graminis WP1 is the source of this 1147-nucleotide messenger RNA. RefSeq lists its product as uncharacterized. The transcript has 4 exons. NCBI's taxonomy places the organism in Eukaryota, Fungi, Basidiomycota, Microbotryomycetes, Sporidiobolales, Sporidiobolaceae. The record is from RefSeq and is a predicted model, not a curated record. The coding region runs from base 1 to 1062 and encodes 353 amino acids. Gene Ontology annotation, molecular function: ATP binding; protein serine/threonine kinase activity. Gene Ontology annotation, cellular component: cytosol; cytoplasm; nucleus. Gene Ontology annotation, biological process: protein phosphorylation; negative regulation of glycogen biosynthetic process; intracellular signal transduction.